GAUCGGAGGCUGCCGGGAUUGUAGUGCGGUAAUAGCUGUGACUACGUUUCCCGACGUGCAUUGCGGCAUCCGCGCCUGCGCCCUGCGUGUGUCCAGAGAGGGCCCGGGACAGAGGCGAUGGAGCAGCCGCCGGAACCGCAGCGAGAGGAGCCCGAGGCUGAGCGGGGACCCGUCUCCUUCGGCUUCACCCGCACCGUCAGCAAACCGCGGGUGAAGGAGGCAGUGGAGUCGGAGGCCGAGAAGGAGACGGUGACCGGCGUGGAGGGCGGGGAGGUGCUGAGCCUAAAGCCGCGGGAGAAGCCCCGGGAACUGAUCGUGCCCCUCAUCCGGAAGAACCGUUGGCACAAGCCGGAUUCAGGGGCCAUAGCGACGGAGGAGAAGGAGGCAGGGGAGCAGGAGGACCCCGAGGUGCUGUCCAAGGCCGUGCAGGAGCUGAUUGAAGAGUCCCAGAGGUACCAGGAGAAGUGGAAGGAAGGCAGCCGGGAUGACGGGACCCUCAGCAUCCCUCUGCUGAUGCAGAACCAGGCGCCCCAUGGAUACGAGGACGGGGAGAAGGUCAACGUGGAGCUGCGGCCGGAGUCGUCCACAGCGGAAGACUACGAGUCGGUGCCUGUGGAAGCCUACGGCAUGGCCAUGCUGAGAGGCAUGGGCUGGAAGGAGGGAGAGGGAAUCGGACGCACGUUCAAGCAGGAUGUGAAGCCAUUGGAGCAGCAGCUGCGGCCUAAGGGGCUGGGACUGGGGGCGGACCGGUCCGUGGCCCGGGACCUGGAGCCGAGCCGUCCCACCAGGCCCCCAAAACCGGGCGAGGAGCGGCCGGAGGAGGAGCCGCAGGGCCCAGCUCUGGGCAGGAAGGUUCAGAUCCGGCAGGGACCCCACCGGGAUCUGUACGGACAGAUCGAAGGGCUGGACCCUGACAACGCCCGCGUGGUGGUACGGCUGGCGCUGGGCAACGAGGCGGUGACCGUCAGUCAGUACGGGCUGAAUUACGUCAGCGCCGGAGAGUACCAGCGUUACAGCCGCGACCUGAGCCGGCUCAGCGCCGCCCACAGGGAAAGCCAACGGCAGCAGGAAGCCACGCGGGGCAAGGAGGUUGAGAAGGAGAAACGCACAGAACACCGGGAAAGGAAGAGGAAGCAUGAGGCCAGCGCAGAGAGGGACAGGAAACGGGACAAGCGGCCGAGCAGCCCCACUCCCCGCCGCCCGUGUUGGCUGCACAGUGACCUGCUGGUCCGGCUCAUCGACCGGCGCUACCAGAAGGGAGCCUACUACAACUGCAAGGUCACCAUCGAGGACGUGCUGAGCACUGACUCGUGUGUGUGUCGGACCGACGGUGGACGACUUCUGGAAGGGAUUAAACAGUCAAUGCUAGAGACGGUGAUUCCCAAGUCGGAUUCUGCUCACAUCAUGGUGGUGCUUGGCGAACACAGAGGCGCGGUGGGCCGGAUACUGAAGCGGGACAGAGCGAAGUGCCAGGCGCUGGUACAGCUGCAACGUAACGAGGAACACCUCCUGCAGCUGGACUACGACACCAUCUGCCACUAUGUAGGGGCGUCGGGGAGCGACUGAAGGAGUCUGUGGAUGGCUGGGAUGGGGGGAGCGAGAGACAGUCCCAAUAAACCCCCCAGCAUUUCCCUCUCCACUUGUUCUUUCCAUGUCUGCUGACACUCAGCGCUAGAGGGAGCCAAUCGGAGUGGUUGAACUGAUGGCCGCUCCUCGUCUCCACCGGGGACCUGGCCCCACCUCCCCUGUGAGGUUUUGACCCCCAAUCUCCUCGGAUUUGGCCCCGUUCCUCGCAGUGACCCGCUGCUCAAGCAGGGGGCCGGUACCCCUGCCCACAGAUGCCCUCCUGUGGCGCUACUGUGCUACUGCAACUCAGGGUCGAGUGUGGUGGGAGAGUGAAGAGGAGUCCACACUGCUGGGUCACACUGUGGCUUCGGUGGGUUUGUAUCCCCCUGCUGGCCCAUACAGGACCCAUAUUCCAUAAGCUGGUGAAUAAAAGCUUAAUGUUACAGACGUGACAAUGUGUCUGUGUGU
This is a messenger RNA of Mobula hypostoma (lesser devil ray), 2034 nucleotides long. RefSeq names its product G patch domain and KOW motifs (gene gpkow). The transcript is spliced from 11 exons. The record is from RefSeq and is a predicted model, not a curated record. Gene Ontology annotation, molecular function: nucleic acid binding. Gene Ontology annotation, cellular component: spliceosomal complex. Gene Ontology annotation, biological process: mRNA splicing, via spliceosome. Lineage: Eukaryota; Metazoa; Chordata; Chondrichthyes; Myliobatiformes; Myliobatidae. Bases 118 to 1566 code for a protein of 482 amino acids.